Messenger RNA from Fopius arisanus, 1955 nucleotides. RefSeq names its product SET domain containing 3 (gene Setd3). The transcript is spliced from 6 exons. The record is from RefSeq and is a predicted model, not a curated record. Gene Ontology annotation, molecular function: protein binding; protein-lysine N-methyltransferase activity; protein-L-histidine N-tele-methyltransferase activity. Lineage: Eukaryota; Metazoa; Arthropoda; Insecta; Hymenoptera; Braconidae. Gene Ontology annotation, biological process: peptidyl-lysine trimethylation; actin modification; peptidyl-lysine monomethylation. The coding region runs from base 314 to 1774 and encodes 486 amino acids.
CAACCCCGAGAACUGAGCCUCUACUUUAGUCAAUCCUCUUUGGUGCAUGUGUAGAUGCAGUAACUAAACUCUAUUAAUAGAACUAUUCAUUUACGGUUAUGUUCCUGAUGCUAUCCUCGAAGAUCCACGAAGAUCCCUCAGGAAGCAUCAAAAAUAUCCGCUCAUCUAUUUUUACAUCGCCCAAGUGCAUGAGUGUUCAUCAGCAUUUUUAAUUUGUCAGAGUUUCUUUCUCGUUGGUUCGGCAUACCUAUUGUUGUCCAACUCCGCGGAAGUGUACUUCAUUCAAUUAUAGAUAAACCUAAAUUUUUCUAAAAUGGGUAGAAAAAAAUGCCAUCGAUCUAUUCACAAUUACGAUUCUUCACAAAAAAAAAAAAUACCACAGAUUAAACGUAAAGAAAUUAGUCAACAAUGUGAAAAUUUACUUAAAUUGUGUAGCGACCCCAUAUACACCACAAGAUUAUGGGAAAGUUACCUGGAGAUUUCAUCAAUUUUGGAAAAGAUUAAUCGCCUUGAAGAGAUGAGGAUGGCUACAACAACACCACGUGCAGAAGCGAUAAUGCAAUUUAUUGAAUGGUUGAAAAGUUACGGCGCAAUGAUUGAAGGUGUUAGCAUUGGUGAAUUUGCUGGAUUUGAUCUUGGAAUUAAAGCUGAGAAAGAUUAUCAUGCAAAUGAGCUAGUAUUGGAGAUUCCUAGAAAAGUAAUUUUCAGUAUCGAAACUGCUGCCCCAGAACUAUCUUCGAUUGCUAAUGACCCAAUAAUUCAGCAUAUGCCUCAGGUGGCUUUAGCUAUUGCACUGUUAGUGGAGAAGCACAGGGAAAACUCUAAAUGGAAGCCUUAUCUGAGUGUACUGCCUAGGACUUAUAAUACUGUGCUUUAUAUGAGCGCUCGUGAUAUGAUUGAGCUUAAAGGCAGUCCUACACUAGAGGUUGCGCUAAAACACUGCAGAAACAUCGCUCGUCAGUAUUCAUACUUCAACCAAAUGUUCCAAAGUAACGGUAGCAGUAAUCAUGUAUCUCAGAUUCUAAAAGACGUCUUCACCUACGAAGAAUACUGCUGGGCAGUUUCUACAGUCAUGACACGUCAAAAUAUAAUUCCCAGUGAACAUGCGGGAGAGAUGAUACAUGCUCUUAUUCCAAUGUGGGAUAUGUGUAAUCAUGAAGAAGGAGUGAUUACAACUGAUUUCAAUAUCAACUCGGAUAUGUGUGAAUGCUAUGUAAAACGUGAAUUUAAACAAGGAGAACAAAUAUUUAUAAACUAUGGAUCUCGAACAAAUUCCGAUUUUUUUGUUCACUCUGGAUUUGUUUAUCCAGAUAACAAGAAUGAUGGAUUCAAAUUACGUUUGGGUAUUAGCAAAUCAGAUCCACUGUUUCAAGACCGGAUGAAGCUACUGGAAAAACUCGAAUUUCCCGCUUCAAAUUUGUCGUUUUUACUUAAUACCACUAGUGAGCCUAUUUCCGAUCAAAUGCUGGCGUUCUUGAGAGUCUUCAGUAUGAGAAAAUUUGAAUUGGACCAUUGGCUAGAGUCUUCUAAAGUUUUGGAUUUAAAGCAUAGAGAUUGCGCCCUUGAUACUGUAGUCGAGACUAAUGUUCGAAAAUUUCUAUUAGCACGACUGAAACUACUCAUGGCAAAUUACCCGACUACUUUGGAGGAAGAUUUGAAGAUUCUCAAAACGAUGAUGCCACCAAUUGGAAAAAUGAUCGUGGAGCUUCGCGCAUCUGAAAAGAAAAUACUAAGUCAAGCAAUAGAUUACGUGGAGCAGUGGGUGAAGGCAUGACAGGUUUAAUUUGCGAAACUGCUGGGUGCUAUGAAUUUUCUGGAAAGAAUUGAGUUCAAUUGGAUUGCGAAAUCAAUAUCAAGAUUCCCAUAACUGCGGUACAUAACUUUUACUCAUACAAUAAUUUGUAAAUGAGCGCAACAUAAAUUGGAUAAUAAUAAAUCUUAAUGACAGUCUCUAA